Biomphalaria glabrata is the source of this 5063-nucleotide messenger RNA. RefSeq lists its product as uncharacterized. The transcript is spliced from 7 exons. Gene Ontology annotation, biological process: G protein-coupled receptor signaling pathway. Lineage: Eukaryota; Metazoa; Mollusca; Gastropoda; Planorbidae. Gene Ontology annotation, cellular component: membrane. Gene Ontology annotation, molecular function: peptide binding; vasopressin receptor activity. Bases 276 to 2570 code for a protein of 764 amino acids. The record is from RefSeq and is a predicted model, not a curated record.
UUUUAAAAAUUAGUAUCCGAAAAGAUAUUAACAUUACUAAAAUAAAAUUACUUAACGUUAAAUUAUUUAGCAUCAAUGUAGAAUUUAAAGGGAGAAACAUACCCGUCUUUUCUUAACAACGGGCAAAAUGGAGAUCUUCUGAACUGAAAUACAAAAAGAACAGAUUAAUAUAUUUAAUGGUGUUACCAGCCUUUAUCUAGGUUACAUCUGCGUUGCUUGACUUCCGGUAAUGUAUCCCGAUAUUUCAACUCGCUAAGUAGGUCAAGGAGAACAGGAUGCCUUUAUCAGACAAAACAUUAACGGAUGUACGAGUGCCGUCAGCAGAAGGAGUGACACGGGAAAUCUUUCUCGGGCUGUCCACUGACAUCCCCCAGAACGUGACCAAUGGUUCUAACUCUGACAGGGACGAAGGCCUGGCCGUCAUCGAGGUCACCGUCAGCGCCACCAUCCUGUUUCUGGCUGUGGCCGGAAACGGGUGCGUGGUGAUCUCUUUAGCGAACAGGCGGAAGCGGUUGUCGCGCAUGCACCUGAUGAUACUCCACCUGUCGCUGGCGGAUCUCUUUGUGGCCUUCUUCAACGUCCUCCCCCAGCUGGCUUGGGAUAUAACAGACAUAUUCUAUGGAGACCAGUUCCUUUGCGUGUCUGUCAAAUACUUCCAACUGGUCGCAAUGUACGCCUCUUCGUACGUCCUACUGGCCACAGCUGUUGACAGGUAUUACGCCAUAUGUCACCCGUUCCUAAGCCAAACCUGGACGGCCAGACACGCGCACCUCCUAGUGGCCAUUGCAUGGGCAGCAUCCUUGGUCUUCAGCCUACCUCAGGUGGUCAUCUUUUCUUACACACAACGCGAGGAUAAUGUCUACGACUGCUGGGCCAACUUCGACCCUGACUGGACUCUGAAGGCCUAUGUCACCUGGACCACUGCUUCCAUUUUCAUCUUACCCACCUGUAUUCUGGGGGUCCUGUACGGUAAGAUCACAUGGGUCGUUUGGAAGGCCGGAAAGAUGGAGACAACCUUAAUCGCCAGCAAAUCAAACGGAGCCAAGCCACCAACAAAAAGUCAAGCCUUGAAGCCAAGGAAGCUGUUUGGAUUCACCAUCAUCUCUGGUGUCCGAGAGGCCAAGAAGUAUGAGAAGGUGAAGUUGGUGACCAGUUACAGUGGCUCUAUCCGCUCGGACAAAAGGUCUCAAAAUGACGACUGGGAUCAAGCCUCUCUCAAAUUGGACAUACCGGAAGUGGGGACAAGUAGAAGUAACUCAGCAGAAUCGAAGAGUCCAAAGUCUGAAUGUACUGACAUCCGCUGGCCUGUGGUUGAGUCCAAACAACGGAGUCCCAGCCAAUUACCAGCGCAGAGUGGAGCUAGUUUGGGGGUGAGGCUGGACAGCCAAGCGUCUGGUGUUAAUAACACUUCAAGUCAAGAUGGCGUCGAGGGCUCGGAUAAUACUCUGCCCCGGGGCUGUGCUGAACACGAUUCCAAUGUCACGGGUCUCGUCGUGGAGCACGUCGCCGGAGGAGAAGAGAGUCUUCGGAGGGCGCCGCAAGAUGCGAAUGACCGUGACGUCAGCGCGUCCCCUCUCCAAACAGCCUCUUCUAGACGAAAGCCUGUCUUGGGGAGAAACGAAGAAGCAUGCAAGGACGUGGGAACUGACCUGGUCGACAUUCUGAUAAGGUCAGAGAUAAGCCCUCAGGGGGCGUGGCCUAGGUCUUCGUGUCAAACGCGAGAGGGAGGGGCCAGCGCUGUGGGCACGGAGAGGGGUCAUGAUGACAUCAACGCAGCGAUUUAUCAUAACAUUAGCGGUGAGACAUCUCCGGAAGGGUGUCAAAAGAUUUCCUCUCUUACUGACGCAACAAGCGACCUUAUACCUACCUGUGACAAAGACUCUUGCCACGAGCGGAGCUUUCUUUCAGUAGAUUCCUCUAAGAACUCCACUCUGCACUCGCCUACGCCGUCAUCAGCAUUAUAUAUAUAUACAUAUUCAAAGUCAUCUCAAAACAAUCGUGUAAAUAGCGACAGUUUUUCUCGUGACAAUAGAGGAAAGAAGGAAACAGAGGCUAGCAUAAGAGACUCGUCGGCAUCAACAAACAAGAAGAGAAUUCGACUCUCUUCUAUUCGAAGCUUGUCCCCCAACGUGCUGGAGACACGGCACAGCGCCUGCAGCUCUUCUUCUGACACCCCAACGAGAAGAUACCCCAGCAGCAAGAAACACGCCAUCAACGGCACCAGUAUCAUCCGGACCGACGCCAGCAGCGUCCCUCAAGGGCUGAGGAUGGGGAUCUCGAGGGCCAAGGUGAAAACGAUAAAGUUGACCUUCACAGUGGUCAUCUGCUACGUUCUAUGCUGGGCGCCUUUCUUCGUUGGUCAGAUGUGGGCAGCAUACGAUUUUACAGCUCCAUUUGAAGGCAAAGCCUUCACCAUCAUCUUGCUGUUGGCGAGUGUCAACAGCUGCACCAAUCCUUGGAUCUACAGCAUCUUCAGCGAUACCAUUUCUGAGCGGGUCAAGAACGUAUGUAAGAAGCCUUGCCAUUGGCUGUUUUGCCUGUGCCGCGUGAAUUCACACGAAAGAUCUUAGCGGGAAAUCAGAGACAGACCCUGACAGAUGCCGUCUACUCAAAGCAGCAAGAAGAGCUUAGUGUCUUGCAAAACACAGUGGAUUCGUCGUAAAUGUUUGUGUGACUGCGCUCCCAUUACACUGAAGUAGCCCAACACAAUAUCUAUUAUAUGAGUUAUCUUUUUCUUCUAUGUCAUACAAUAGUAUAUCAGUUAAAUGUCAUGAAGUUGUAACUGAAGAAUCAUACCAUCAACAGGAGGCCCUGUUGACUUCUCUGUAGGAAAUCACUGCUCAUUUCUAUAACAUGGGACAUUACUAAUUACGUUUUUAGACUUGAAUAGGUUUUAAGCUUUUUAAGAUAUGGAGCCCUUUAUAAAUCCAGAUAUUACAUUACUUGGAACCCAUAGCUAUAGCUUUGUUGCUUAUAGGUAAAUCAGCCCUAGGCAUUACCGUCAACUCAUACUUUGCUUGGCUACUGAGUUCAGAUUGAAGAGAUAAUCUGCAUUUUAACCCCGGAUUAGAUUAUGUUCCUGAGUCUACCUUAGAGAAAGGUAACUAUGACAUCAUUUAUGAACUACUAAGAUUAUAUUAUCACAGCCUCGAAAUGCCUGUUAUCAAAGGAAGUCUCGCCUCUGUAACUUAAGUUUUAAGAAGAAACUAUUUAACGUAGUGCAAAAAAAAAUAAUUUUAUAAGAGCUUGAUGACAGCUGGACGAAUCCUUACCACCAGUGUUUGAAGAUUUAUUGUACACUACGACAGACACGCUUUGACAGUCAAGAUCAACUUACGUUGUUUGUAAAUACCCCCCACCCCCUCCAUCCCCAAAGGCGGCCUUAGAGUUCAGUCUUAGACUCGUGGACCACUUUCGACCUACGAAGCUUGCCUCUAUCUGUCAGUCUGAACAAACUUCUGUCUGGGAAAGAUGUAACGUUUUACAUUUCUAUUACCGAUGGCUCAUAUCCCAAGAUGCUUGGGCUAGAACUUAGAGGGGAGGCCAAAGGCGGAGCACACCUUGGGAAACUUCCCCAUUUGCCGUGUCUGCCUUAAAAAACGGCCCCGCUGUGUUUUUAGUGACAUGUUUGUUGGGAAUUUCUCGCAUCCUCGUCAGUGCGAUGAACUCGGUCCCAACAGGGCUUUCCUUUUUGUUUCCCCAUUGACUUAAUAAUCUCCUGUAACGACCGUUUUCCACCCGACCUCCACGUUGAGGCAGAGAAGCAUUGCCCUGGUCUAGUAAAAAAAAACAUGGCGUAUUCAGCUGAGAACAAUCGUUAUUGAUCACAGGCCUGUACGACAAGAUAACUAGCUAUUGGUCUAAACUGCCCACAGGUUGUGACGUUGCAGGCUAGUAUUGAGGUCUAUAACGAAUGGUAUCGAUUCAGCCGUACUUAUAACUGAGUUGUUAAUUAAAUCUGAAUCGGCUUACAGUUUAUUGAUAGAUAAUCUAAGCUGUGCUUAUAUUUUUACGUAAAUCUAAUAUAGAUUACGUCUAGAUUAUAUAACCUAGAAGUAGAUCUAGAUCUAGAAUAGUAGAGUUCUAAAUCAGAAUUCUAGAUGUAGUUCCAGAUGUUUCUAUAAUGAAAGUACUAAUAAAUAAUUGCUCAAUUCUACAGUGGUCGCAGCCCGCAGGCCUAUUCAGUUGCAUCCAAGUACAAGGAGCUGACGGUGUCCAAAUCGUUCGUUCGUUCGUUACCUGGUUUGAGCUAAAAAAGACAUUUAAAUUGAUUUUUAAAAUUAUUUUAAGUUCUAAAAUGGAAUGUACAAUUUAAAAAUGUUUUUUUUUUCUUGUUACUUACUAGCUUUACCUCUUAAAUACCGAACCCUAGCCCUUUCUAACUCUUCCAUUAGAAGGGAACUCUAGCUAGUAUUUGUGUAUACUUUUACUCGUGACCUUAUUCUCAGGUAACUAAAUAUAUCUGGGAAUCAAUUUGUUUAAAACAAGAGUUCUCUUAAAAUUAGCAUCAUUUUCUGGUGUGUGAGUUGUGUGUGUGUGUUUGUUUGUGUGUGUGUGUGUGUGGUGAUACCAAAAUAGAAUAACAUUAGAGAGUCAUUAGUUACAUUACUUAUCUCCGGUUAAUUGGCUGUAUUAUUGGUUUGGCAUUCAAUGACUCAUGUAUUCUUAAAUUUAGAAGUAAGAUGAUAAAAUAUGGUUACAUUUUAAUGUUUGUCUAUAAUUUAGACUUAAAUAUUAAUUAUCAGGCAACUUUUAUGUCUUUAAUAUUUUUUUUAAUACACCACUAUCUUUUUAUGAUCUAUUGACUUAUAUAUAAUUUAUCUUUUUUUAAAAAAAUUUAGACAGAUACGGAAUACAUAAAUGUACAUCUUUUUCUCAGUAUGUAAAAUUAAUAUUAUAACAAAAAAUAUAAUUUUUUCGUGGUGUUAGCUCCCUAGCUAAGUAUGACUUUAAACGCGCGUUUGAAUGUUCCUAUUUCAUGUGUUUUCUUUUGCGACACGCAAUGUAUUUUUUAAACUUAUAAAAUAUGAAUAAACAUUUAAAUACAGAAAUGAGAAAACAAA